CUCCUCCUCCUCAACCCUAACCCCCAAACUCUAAUGCAUCGCCGCUCACUGAUGUUUCCGUUCUACCACCGCGUCGUUAUUGUGUCAACCCCAUCCAUAGUCUUUCGCCAUUGAAUCAAAAUGGGCAGUGAUCUAAAUGGCACAAGAAAAAGACAUAGGCAUUCCUACGAAUCCUAUCGGGGAACAAAUUUUAAGAAAACCAGAGCAAAGGUUCAGUUUGCAGACCUUUCCGAGGAUCUACUAUCUACGAUUCUAUCAAAACUGCCGUUAAAAGACGCUGUAAGGACUGGCAUUCUAUCAAGUAAAUGGAAAGAUAGGUGGAAGGUAUGCCCAAAACUAAGAUUUGAUGUACUAACAGUGUCCAAUGACGUGUUUUAUGAGCGACAACACACCCAGAAAUUCAUUAAGGCUGUUAAUGCAGUCAUGCAACAACAUCAGGGCACAGUUGUUAGAGAGCUCAUGAUCAAAUUUGGAUUUGACAACAGGCUAGUGAAUCAUAUCAAUACUUUGGUUUCUUUUGCUGUAUCGGCACAGAGAAAGAGUCUUUCCCUUGAUUUACCCCCAGGCGAUUUGCUGGUACCACAAGCGGAUCAAUACAGAUUCCCUGUUAAUCUUUUAGACAACAGAAGCAUAUUUUGGCUUCGUCAUCUUCAACUUAGUUUUGCAUCAUUUGAACUACCUCCUCAAUUCAGCGGUUUCCCGAAUCUGAGAACACUUGACUUGCUCUUGUUACAUGUCACUCGGAAGGAUCUUCAAGAUUUGCUAUCAAAUUGCAUUAAUCUUGAGUGGUUCAGUAUGGUUAGAUGCCACUUGGAUGACGAGCUGACAGUGGUUCGUCCAUUGUCAAAGUUAUUAUACUUGCGUGUUGGGCACUGUAAGAUAACAAAGAUAGUACUAAAUGCGAUGAAACUCAACACAUUCAUGUUCUAUGGGCGGUUGUAUCCUGUUGACCUUGGGGAUGUUGCAGACCUGAAACAUGCAUUUCUUGAUUUAUAUACCCCAAUGACUCUUGAAUAUGCCUUGACUAUACUUCCCAAAGUGCUUCCAAGUGUUCAAGAUCUGACAUUACGUGCAUCUUUUGAACUCAAGAUGCCCUUGUGGAUGGAAACCCCUUGCAAGUUCUCCAACUUAAAAUGUUUAGAUUUGAGGUUGAUUUUAAAUGACAAAGAAGAAGGCAAUAUUCUGUCUUUGGCCUCUUUUUUGAGCGUUGCUCCCUUCGUUGAAAAGUUAGUGAUUUAUUUUCAUGUUUUCGGUUUCCCACACCGUGUUUCAGAGCCAAUUAAGAGUGUUCCCCGGUGUCCACAUAAUCAUCUAAAGAACCUACAUAUUACAGGAUUUUCUGGAACAACAACACAACUUGAAUUUCUAGUGCAUGUUGUUGAAAGUGCCCAUGCCCUGGAGAUUUUGACGAUUAAAGGGUCUGACAUAGUUGGCCGUCGUCUGGACCAUAAAUGGAUAAUAAAAUUCCUUUCCCUAUUUAGAGAACUGGAGAGAAAAUAUCUUCGUGAAAUAAUUUCACCAAAUGUGAAGCUCUCCAUUAUCUCUCGGGAAUAUAGAAUGCUGGAACAGGAGAAAAACAUGAAUUUUCUGGCAGAAAUCCAAGCUGCCUUAUUACGUUACGCAACUCGUCAACGAGGAGGCCAAGAUUUGGGUAAUCGCAUGGAUGAAGAACUUGAGUAAUUUGAUGUUGGGAGAGUAAACUUUUUGUUGUAUUACAGACUGUUAUUGUAAUGGUCCCUUUUCGAGUAUUAACCUUAUAAAGUCUCUUCUUAAUAAAUGAUGAAACAAAUCUUUUGUCCCUGUUUCAGAAUCUAUAUAAUAUAGUAUGUUGGUAUGUAAA
Triticum dicoccoides is the source of this 1840-nucleotide messenger RNA. Its product is annotated as putative FBD-associated F-box protein At1g61330. Gene Ontology annotation, molecular function: protein binding. The record is from RefSeq and is a predicted model, not a curated record. The transcript has 4 exons. Lineage: Eukaryota; Viridiplantae; Streptophyta; Magnoliopsida; Poales; Poaceae. The coding region runs from base 121 to 1680 and encodes 519 amino acids.